Quercus robur (English oak) is the source of this 1731-nucleotide messenger RNA. Its product is annotated as hsp70 nucleotide exchange factor FES1. The coding region runs from base 102 to 1307 and encodes 401 amino acids. The transcript is spliced from 8 exons. The record is from RefSeq and is a predicted model, not a curated record. Lineage: Eukaryota; Viridiplantae; Streptophyta; Magnoliopsida; Fagales; Fagaceae.
AGUAAAAAAAGUCAUAUCAGAGGUAUGUUCCAGAUAGCCAGCCUCCCACAACAAAAUACUAAAAAUCAGAAUCACACCAUAACUUAUAGCAUAGCAUAUCAAUGAAGAGGAGUCCAGGAAGCCUUGCUAUAUGCCUAUUAUUAUUAUUAUUAUUAUUCCUCUUUGGAAUAUUGGAAGUGAUUGCUAGUGCCAACCGGGUUCAUGAAAACAACAACAAUAAUAAUAAUGAUUCUUCUUCGUUGUAUUGGUCCACUGCAAAGGAUGAGGUGGAUCUGCUUAGCAAACCACAAGCGCAGCAAGAAGAUGACUCUGACUCCGAUGGUGGCUUCUCUUCCCUCGAAGGAAUGCUUCAGUGGGCUAUUGGUCAUUCUGAUCCUGCAAAAUUAAAGGAAACAUCUCAAGAUGUUCAACGACUAUCUCCUACCGAGCUAAAAAAUCGACAAACGGAACUAAAGGAACUGAUGGAAAAGCUAAAAAUGCCAUCAGAUGCACAAUUGAUGCAAAUUGCACUAGAUGACUUGAAUAAUUCAUCUGUGUCUCUGGAAGAUCGCCAUCGUGCGCUACAGGAGCUUCUUAUACUUGUUGAGCCAAUAGACAAUGCAAAUGAUUUUAACAAACUUGGGGGCUUUGCUGUGGUUAUACAAGAGCUCAAUCACCCUGACUCAGAUAUACGGAGAAUUGCUGCAUGGAUUCUUGGGACAGCCAGUCAGAAUAACCCAGUUGUUCAAAGGCAGAUCCUAGAACUUGGGGCACUUGCACAACUAAUAAAGAUGGUAAAAUCUAGUUCCGUAGAAGAAGCCACCAAAGCGUUAUAUGCUGUUUCAGCUUUGAUUCGAAGCAAUGUAGCUGGUCAGGAAUUGUUCUAUGCAGAAGCUGGAGAUUUGAUGCUUCAGGACGUUCUAAGUAAUUCAAGCAUUGAUAUCAGACUGCGCAAGAAAGCUGUGUUUCUUGUGGGUGAUCUGACAGAGUGUCAAUUAGAAAAUAUGGAAAGAGCUGAGCUGCCCUUUUUUAGCAGUCACAUUUUCUUGAAGUCUGUGGUUGAUCAAACUGCAUCAGAUGAUCUUGAUCUACAGGAGAAGGCACUUGUUGCGAUUAAGAAUCUUCUGCAUCUCAGGAUGGCUGACCCUCUGGUUUUUAAAGAAUUUUGUGGUUUGGAUUGUGCAUUAGAGAGAAUGAGGCAGCAACUCCAUAAUUUAAUGUCAGAUGAAGUUCUCAGAGAUUAUGCAAUGGAUAUGGAAAGCCUCCGUGGUGAAGUAGAGCUGAUUUUCCGUAGAAAGUUGGGAGAGGUGACACAAGUUCCAACAUGACUAUGUAUCUAAUAUGUCCUUCCCCAACAUAUGCUUCAUAUCUGGCUAAACACUUCUCAUGCUGUGGUUACUGUGGAUCUAUAUAUCUCAAUCGUUUUCUUAGGGAGUUUCCACUGGAGACAGACAAGGGCUUUGUGGCUUUUUUUUCUUCUUCUUUGGGGGUUGUUGCAGCUGGCUUCUUGGUAGAAGAGAAUUGUGGAAUCUUUUUGGUGGUGUUGACUGUUGAUAGAUUGAGAGGGGGGGAAAAUCUCCCAAAAAGAUGUGUCAGAUGUGUUUUAUACAUUUAUGAUUUGAGAUAGAGAUAGAGAAACCUUGAUCUAGGGCUAGGAUCCUAGUACAUUUUGUUCUAAUCGUUUAUUGCUGUACUGCUUAACUUGCUUUUUCAUUCCUUGUAAAAUAACAAAAGCAAAAAUGUGUUCUCUAA